ACAGUAUUCCAAUUUAAAUCAGGGAUACCCUUUCCACUGCGUACGCCCUUGUUCGUGCAUAUACAAUUCUCUCGCGGCUAACGACUUAUCCAGGCUAAUGUUUGGCAAAUCAAUGAUCAUAUGCAAAAUCAAUCUGCGGCUUAUUUUGCGCACUAUAAAAGAUCUUGGCCAGGUUGCUCAGAAUCACAGUUCAUCAACAACAGAGCUUUCAAGCAGACUCAAAAUAGGCGAAAGGCGUUAAUUCGUUAGAAAUAUACAUAUUGCGAGAUUUUACAUACAAUAUUAACCAUGCCAAAAUUCUUGAUAGUCUGUCUUUGUCUGACUGCGCUGAUUUUUUUGCUGUCCCCAACUAAGGCGGCUCCUGGAGAGACCUUGGUGACCAAAGCUUCGGAAGAUGACCUGUCCACAGCAGAUACUAUUGGGAUUGGGUACUACUCUCCAUCGUAUUACAGUCCAUAUUAUGGAGGCGGAGGCUAUGGCGGAUAUGGAUAUGGCGGAUAUGGUGGAUAUGGAUAUCGCUAUGGUGGCUACCGAGGUUACGGACGCUCCUAUCGUCGCCACAUUUAUCCUGUCUGGGGUUGAUCAAAUGUGGAAAACCAAGCAAUAUAACCGUUUACAGUAUCUUAUAAACGUACAUAUAUGUACAAGUCUAGUACGUUUCCCUUAUACAUGAGUACUAACAACCAAAUAUUUAAAUAUAUUAUAUCAAGCAAGAUACAAAUAUA
Molecule: messenger RNA, 725 nt
Organism: Drosophila grimshawi
Lineage: Eukaryota; Metazoa; Arthropoda; Insecta; Diptera; Drosophilidae
Product: pupal cuticle protein Edg-91
Exons: 3
Coding region: 289-582 (97 amino acids)
Source: RefSeq, a predicted model, not a curated record